AUGGCCGACGACCACUACUCCUCCAAGCGGAAGUACGACGACCCCUCGCCGCCGCCCCGGCGCACGGGGUUCUCUUCGGGCCCGCCGCCUGCCUCGCCGCCCGCUGGCGGCGCCCCGUCGUACAACAGCGUGCCGCCGCCCCCCGAUGAGAUCCAGCUCGCGAAGCAGCGCGCGCAGGAGAUCGCGGCGCGGAUCUUUAACGCUGCAGAGGCCAAGCGCCCUCGCGUCGACAACGGCGACGAUGACGUCGGCGGCUUCGGGGGAGGAGGCUCCCUGGGCGGCAGCGGUGGCGGUGGCGGUGGCCGCAUCGGCGGCGGAGGACUCGGCUUCUCGUCCUCUGCCGGUGGUGGGCACGGGGCUUCUAUCACACCGUUAUCUUCCCAGAGCAGUGCACCGCAGUACUCCUCAUAUGGUGGAUAUCAGGGUACAAGCAAAAAGAUCGAAAUUCCAAAUGGAAGGGUUGGUGUUAUUAUUGGAAAAGCUGGGGAAACUAUUAGGUAUAUCCAACUUCAAUCAGGAGCAAAGAUUCAAGUAACAAGAGACCAUGAAGCUGAACCUGGUGCACCGACAAGGUCAGUUGAGCUUUCUGGCAAUCCUGAUCAGAUAAGCAAAGCUGAACAGUUGAUCAAAGAAGUUCUGGCAGAGGCUGACGCUGGGUCAUCUGGUGGUGGAUCUGGCCGGAAAUACAAUGCACCACAGCCUGGCGGUGAGACGUUCCAGAUGAAGAUUGCUAAUAACAAGGUGGGACUGGUUAUUGGGAAGGGUGGUGAGACUAUAAAGUCCAUGCAGCUCAAAUCUGGAGCUCGUAUUCAGGUUAUUCCUUUGCAUCUGCCUGCUGGUGAUACUUCAACUGAAAGAACUGUGCAUAUUGAUGGCACUCCAGAACAAAUUGAAUCUGCAAAGCAACUGGUGAUUGAGGUUACCAGUGAGAAUCGUGCCAGGAAUCCAAUGUCUGGUGGCUAUUCUCAGCAGGGCUAUCGUCCUCCUCGUCCUCAGUCAAACUGGGGCCCACCUUCUGCGCCACCCCAGCAGCCAGGCUAUGGUUAUAUGCAGCCUGGGGCUUAUCCUGGGGCACCGCCACAGUAUGGUGCACCUCAGCAACCUUAUGGUAGUUAUCCCCCAACAUCUGGUGGCUAUCAGACUGGGUGGGAUCAGUCUCAAAACCAGCAAUCUCAUACAACCCCCCCUGGUACUGGGUAUGAUUAUUAUAGCCAGCAGCAGCAACCUCAACAACAACAAUCUGCCCCUGGAACUGCUGCUUCUACUGAUGCCACUAGCUACAAUUAUGGCCAGCCUUCAACGUAUGCUUCACAAGGAUAUGAUUCUACCUACACUCAGCAGAGUGGUGGGCAGCAAGCAUAUGGACAUGAUGGCUACUCUGGUUACCAGACCCAAGGGCAGCAGCAGGGCUACUCUCAGCAGACUGGUUAUGACCAACAGGGCUAUGGUGCAUCUGCUUAUGGAUCAGCUGCAAACUCGACCCAGGAUGGGUCUGCACCCAGCUAUGGUGGUCCUGGUGGUACCAGUCAGGCAUCUCCAGGGCAGCAAACUUCAACCCCAGCUGCUGGAAGCCACCCUGGCUAUGCCAGCCAACCGCCUACUAGUGCUGCAGCAAGCUACCCAACUCAAGGUUCAGCUCCAUCUGGAUAUGGUGCUCCACCACCCCAGUCUGGCUAUGGCACCCAACCCCCACAGCAAGGUGGAUAUGGUCAGGGCACUUAUGGGCAGCCUUCUCCACAGGGCCAGAAACCUCCUGCAUCUUCACCUUAUGGACAGGCUCUGCCUCCUGGAUCUGCUCAGGGUGGUUACGGGCAGUAUGGAUACAGCCAACCUGCUUACGGUGCACCACCAGCUUACCCUGGUGCACCCCCUGCAAGCCACCCGGGCUAUGGCCAGCAGCAAUCUUAUGGCGAUGCUUAUGGUAGUGGAAGCUAUGGGCAGCCUCCAGCCUACUCUACUGAAGCAACAGCUCCUGCUGCAUCCCAGGAUCACUCUGCUGCCCCUGCUGCGGCCCCUGGAACAACAGCUGCGCCAGCUCCUGACAACAGUGGAGGUGCCCAAACAUCUGCGGAAACUUAA
Miscanthus lutarioriparius is the source of this 2079-nucleotide messenger RNA. Lineage: Eukaryota; Viridiplantae; Streptophyta; Magnoliopsida; Poales; Poaceae. The record is from the annotation of a GenBank genome assembly.